This is a messenger RNA of Drosophila takahashii, 1793 nucleotides long. It is a transcript of the gene vanin-like, whose product is annotated as vanin-like. Lineage: Eukaryota; Metazoa; Arthropoda; Insecta; Diptera; Drosophilidae. The record is from RefSeq and is a predicted model, not a curated record. Gene Ontology annotation, molecular function: hydrolase activity, acting on carbon-nitrogen (but not peptide) bonds, in linear amides.
CUCAGACUCUCUUGGCAAUGGCGAAGAAUUGGUGGCGACUUCUCCUCCUGGCGUUCCUAAUCCUAGGGCUAAUGCCUGGCAUGAGUCACCAGGCUGCCCUUUCCGAUUCGGAUUACUAUACGGCCGGAGUGGUGGAGUUCCGCCAGUCGAUCCUCAGUCUGUCGGCCUGGUCGGACGCCCUCGAGGGCUAUGUGGAGAUAAUAAACUCGGAGAAUGCCAGUGCCACGGACAUUAUUGUGUUCCCGGAGAGCACCCUCAAUUCGGUGGGUUCUACUACCUUUGUGCCCAAUCCCGAGGACCAGAUAAAUCCCUGCCUGAGUGACCCCGAGUUCAAAGUUUACGAGGAGUUCCUGGUGACCCUGUCGUGUGCGGCCCGCAAUGCCAGCAAAUACAUUGUGAUCAAUCUCACCGAGAAGCAGAAGUGCGAGGAUGUGCCGGAGGAUACGAGGCCCUGUGCCUCCAAUGGACUGAAUGUCUUCAAUACCAACGUGGUCUUCGAUCGCCAGGGAGUGGUGGUGUCCAGAUACCGGAAGGUGCACCUGUACGGCGAGGCCAAGAACAACACCUACCUGCCGGAACUGAGCACCUUCGAGACGGACUUCGGGGUCACCUUCGGGCACUUCAUCUGCUUCGACAUUCUCUUCUAUACCCCAGCCCACCAACUCAUCUUGGAGCAGGGCAUCACGGACUUCGUCUACCCGGCCAUGUGGUUCUCCCAGCUGCCCUUCCUUACAGCUGUUCAGACCCAACAAGGUUGGGCCUAUGCCAACGAUGUCAAUCUCCUGGCUUCUGGGGCCAGUCGUCCCUCGAUUGGCAACAGUGGCUCGGGCAUUUAUCAUGGACGCUCGGGCACUUUGACCAGUGUCAUGAAUCAGGAUUCCGGUGAGCGGGCCAUCUAUGUGGCCCAGGUGCCCAAGUAUUCGCGCAGUAGGACUCUUCAGAAACGUGUGAGGAGGAGCACGCCGGAGGUGAAAUCCCGCCAGGUGGCGUCUUCAACGAGUUUCUACAUGAAGCGCGAUUAUGUGCAGAACUACGAGACGGAGUUGCUUCAGUUCGACGAGGGAAAUAGCGGCGCCAUUAAUAGGACCAUCUGCCAGGGAAGCUUUUGCUGCAACUUCGAUAUAGCCUGGAGAUCCCUGGGAACUGCGGUGGAGAACGGCAGCUACUAUAGCUAUCGGCUGGGGACCUACGAUGGUUGGCGCAACGAGCAGCAGGUGGAUGCCAAUUACAUUCGCAACUGCGGAGUGUUCACCUGUUCCGGUGAGUCCAUCGAUGAUUGCGGCAAACUGCUGGCCACCGAGGGCGAGGCUCAGCAGUCGCGGGUAACCUUCACGCGUCUGGAGAUCGGGGUCACCUAUCCAGAGUCGCGAGAGUUUCUGCUGUUUCCCGACACCCUGCUGGAUAAUCUGCUGCCCCUGGAACCGAAUCAGUUCGAUUGGUCGCAGCAGAAGCCCUCUGACGAUAGCUACGUGCACGAAGUUCGCUUUGCUCUCAAGGAAUCCCAGGAGGUGAGCAACCUGUUGACCUUUGCCAUCUAUGGCAAUUACUAUGACAACGAGUGCACUUUUGGCGUUGGCACCGAGGAGGAGCAACUGGCCUGUGGCUACAGAAGCGGAUCCACGAGGCUUAGCAUCUAUGGGGGGUGGCUGGUUAUCCUGGCUAUUGCCUUGACCGGCGCUCAAUAAGAUCAAAGUGGAAAUUAUCUAAGGAUCACAAUUUUUUUUAUACACCUAUUGCUCGAUACUAACAGUAUUUAUAUAAUAAAAAUUAAUAAAAAUUACUUUCGACUGGUA